Drosophila montana is the source of this 1167-nucleotide messenger RNA. RefSeq names its product trans-1,2-dihydrobenzene-1,2-diol dehydrogenase. The transcript is spliced from 4 exons. The record is from RefSeq and is a predicted model, not a curated record. Gene Ontology annotation, molecular function: nucleotide binding. Lineage: Eukaryota; Metazoa; Arthropoda; Insecta; Diptera; Drosophilidae. Bases 56 to 1069 code for a protein of 337 amino acids.
CUAACAACACGUCCCGCCAUCAACUCAUUCACAGGGCAUUAUCGAAACGUAGAACAUGUCGUCGGGCAAACUCAUCCGCUGGGGCAUCGCGUCCGCUGGCAAAAUUAGCGAGGACUUCGUUAUUGCAUUGAGCACGCUGCCGGCCACCGAUCACAAGGUGGUCGCUGUGGCAGCACGCGCCCAAGAUCGGGCCGCAGAGUUUGCCAAGAAGCACGAGAUACCCAAUGCCUAUGGCAGCUACGAGGAGCUGGCGAAGAGCAAAGAUGUGGAUGUGGUCUAUAUCGGCGUGCUAAAUCCGCAGCACUAUGAGGUUUCCUUGCUGAUGCUGAACCAUGGCAAGCAUGUGCUCUGCGAGAAGCCGCUGGCAAUGAACAAGAAACAGGUGGAGGGCAUACUGGCUGCCGCCAAGGCAAAUAAACGUUUCUUCAUGGAGGCCGUCUGGUCACGCUUCUUUCCCUCCUAUGAACAUGUGCGCCAGCUCAUCCAGACUGGCGCCCUAGGCGAGAUCAAAGAAGUGGAGGUCAACUUUGGUUUUCCCCUGUCCAAUGUCGAUCGGCUGCAAAAACGGGAGUUGGGCGGCGGAGUCGUCUACGAUCUGGGCAUUUAUACUAUCCAAGUAUCGCAGUGGGCAUUCCAGGAGCCACCGCUGAAAAUCGAAUCAACCGGCCAGACCAAUGCCGAGGGCGUGGAUGAUGAUGUCAGCGCCACGCUCACCUACAGCGGCGGACGUACUGCACGCAUGCGAGUCUCUGGCAAGGAGCAAUUGGAUAAUAAGGCCGUCAUCAAGGGCACCAAAGGACAAGUAACGUUGAUUGACUUUUGGUCGCCUAACAAACUGAUUGACAUCGAUGGCAAGGAGAAGGAGUGGCUGCCGCCCAAGGGCAAGUACGCGACCAACUAUGGCAACUCGGAGGGCAUGCGCUACGAGGCGGAGGCAGUGCGUCAAUCCAUACUCGCUGGCGAGGUGGAGAACAAGAAUGUCACAUAUGCGGACAGCUUGCUGUUUGCCCAGAUCGAGGACACGAUUAGGAAACAGAUCGGUGUGCUAAAUAAAUAUGAUGAGGAAUAGAGCGAAUUUGCAAACAUAUAAUAUACAAAUGUAUUAAUAACUGGAAAAAACGAUUUUAACUUUUUAUGUACGCAAUUAUAAUCUAUACUCUAUCUAAA